This is a messenger RNA of Talaromyces stipitatus ATCC 10500, 492 nucleotides long. RefSeq lists its product as uncharacterized. NCBI's taxonomy places the organism in Eukaryota, Fungi, Ascomycota, Eurotiomycetes, Eurotiales, Trichocomaceae. The transcript has 2 exons. Bases 1 to 492 code for a protein of 163 amino acids. Gene Ontology annotation, molecular function: protein binding. The record is from RefSeq and is a predicted model, not a curated record.
AUGAAGCUCACACGGUGGUUCAAAUUUGAGGAAGAUGGAAGGUGGUACGCACGUCUUGGUUUGGCUCUUGAUGCAUAUCGGCUUUUUGAUGCCGCCUGCGAUGAAUACAGUCGCACUUUAGAGCUUGACCCUGAAGACCGCCGAACUCGUGUGUAUCUGGCUGAAGGUUACUCCCGGCAGUAUAAAAUCGCCGGACUGGACGGACACGCCUACGGAUCAUGGCAGGGAAGGGGAAACCUCGGUCGGAUGUGGCUGUGUGACUUCCUGUCAAAGGAUCUGCCCCAGUGUCGCACGAUGAUCUAUGGCUACAAUUCAAAAUUGUCAAGCCACGGGAUCGAUACCAUCCUCGACUACGGGCUGGAGCUGAUGGAGGAGAUCAAGAAGACUGGGAACACGAAAGAGAAUCCCAAGGCUAACAGUAUUAUUAGCUCUAGCAACGACCCCUUUUCUUCAACGCGCACAGCUUUGGAGGGAUUAUACUGGCCCAUGUAG